CUUGCUUCGUUUCGUCAAACCUCGCUUGUUGUCAGGGUGUUUAAUCCAUUUCGCUAUACCAGCUGUGCGUACGGACAGCGCACAGCGUAUUUUUGUUCGUCCGCUCUACGGAGUGCUCAUAAUUUUUAUAGUAGAGCUUUUCUUUUAUUUUUGUUGGAACUUGCCUUAUCGUUGUAGGGAAAAAAAAUAACAAGAAAAACGAGUUCACCAAUUCCGAUUUCAAAAAAGAGGACUUUGAUCCAGCUAUGAAUGUUGUCAAAAACUGUAUGCAGAUUCAUAUGACUUUUAACUUUGUUACAUGACAUUCAGUUUGGCCUGAUUUGUGACCUGUAGUUCCAAAAACUGAUUAAAUCUAUUCUUCAAUACUUCAAAUUUUAUAUGCAUCUCUUACUGCAUGGAAUAAAUAAGACUAUGUGCAAGCACAAAUCAGGUGGAAUGAAUAAACCAUCCAGAACAACUUCUCAUGAUGGCCUCGAUGAAAGAACAACUGCCUCAAUCUCUAGUCAAGGCUGCCCUCAAAGCACAAGCGUAAUAUCCAAUCCUCAGAUCUCCAACCCUGUCACUCAGAAUCAAGAAAUCUCCUGCAGCUCACAAGUAAGGAAAUUUUCAACAACUGCUGUGGUCAAUAUGCAACCUCCCAAAUGCAGCAGCUCCUGUGAUACAUAUGGUUUCCUUCCAAACAACGAUAAUCCACCAUGUGAUUCAGAACAAUAUGAAGGCAUGUCUUUCAUGCCCAAUGUCCAAGAAAGCCCACAAGAGUUCUUGGAGUCUCAGGACUCAGAUGAUGAGGAUACAGAACAGUCACCAAUGCUGCUAAAAGAAGCAUGUGGCAUGUACUGCAGUCCUCAAGAUCAGUGGCAUCCAAAUAUAUUGCCAGGGGAGGAACUAGGCCAAACUAUUCUCAAUCCUAACCACUUUAAUGCUUGUGAUCCAUAUCCCUGUUCAGCCAUGGACCGGAGAGAGAAAGCAUCCAACUGUGAUAAUUUUCCAUUGUAUCAUAAGUACCGAGCACGAACUACAACUCAAGAACCAGUAUCGUAUAUUCAAACGCCAUACCAUGUUGCUGUGGCUUGCCCAAGUUACUUUGAAAGUACAAUUAAUAAUUUUGAUGAACAUCCUGUAGCAAGUUUAAAUGAACACAACUAUGAAACUAAACACAAGAAAAAGUGGUUGCUUAAUCAGAAAUGUAAAAGUGCCGAUAGUGAACCGGAUACUUUUAGUAGUCGACUCUCAUCUGCAUGCAAACGAGGUGUGUCUCCAGUCAGUUACAAUUAUGUUCAAGGUCACAGUACAAAUAUCUUAGAAACGCACAUCAAUGAAUGUAACUCUUAUUUGAAACCAGUGUAUGCAAAUAAUGGUGAUCCAAUUGCUGGACCUAGUGGAUUACAACGUCCUUGUAGUAUUAACUGGGAAAUAGGUGCAAAUACUGGAGAUAAUGAAUUCAGAAGUAGGAGUUACAGCCUGACUCCUACCAUAAAUUUUGCUGUUUUCGAAUCAGAAUCUUCUAGUGAGGCAGAAGAUGUACAAGAACCUAUGGUGCCUGAACCAAUUGAGGUACCGACAAUAAACGAUGCUAGUGGAAAGACUAUUGAUGAUCCAUUUGAACUGCCAGUAAUGUCUCUUGGCAAAGUCCUUCCUAUAUCACCAUCAGCAGCACAGUUGAGUAUUGCGAGCAGCUAUGGUGAUAAUGGCUCGCCCAUAUGCAAGAUCUGCCAUAUGACAGCAAGAGAAAAUGAUCCACUCAUUUCACCUUGUCGAUGUUCAGGAACAAUGCAAUAUAUACAUUGUGGCUGUUUAAUGAGGUGGCUUGAAGUAUGUCAUAAGAGAGGAAGGAGGCCUGCCAGCUGUGAACUUUGUCAAUAUCAAUAUCAUUGGCACAAAAAAUUUAAGAUUCGACACUGGCAAUUCCCACAGUGCUCCAGAAAAGAUAAAAUUCUCCAUUUAGUGUUUAUUUUUUCAGUGUUAUUAAUGAUUACAUGUGCAUCAUUGACAAUAAUGUUUUUUAAACAAGACAAAGGGACCAAGGUGGACUUGCAUCAAGAACUAACUCAGUCUGAAAUAGGAAAUCUUGUUUGUGGAGUGCUGUUCUUUGUGGCCUUUUUUGUUGCUAUUUAUGUUGAAGCAAAAUCUCAUGAUACUUUGUACAAGUUACUAGUCAAGUUUAUACACAUUAAUCAGCAAUGGUAUAUUGAUGAGUAUGAAAAAAAGGAACCAUCACCUGUGGCAGUUUGACAUUAGGAAUGACAUGAAGGUAUGCAAUACUUUCAGCUAGUGAAUGCAGACAGUCUCUAAUAACAUGCAUAUGAAUGCAUUUAUAACAACAAAAAGGAUAAAUAUACUCAAUACCUUUUUCCUUAUUAUAUGUUCCGUCUCAGUCCUUUUAAAAGAAAUCGGAAAAUUCACUUCUAAAAAAUUAUGCAACUGGCUUGUAUAUCUAGUUAAGAAAUUAGCAUUUUCUUUUUUACCUCUCUCAUGUUGUACAUUUAUAUCAUUCUGUAUAUAUUUUUCAGCUUCUACUUGUCGUAGCUCAGCACAUAGGUCUGACUUUUUAAACUCAAAGUUCUCUUCAUUACUAAAUUUAGUGUACAAUGAAAUGCAAAAUAUUUCACCUUUUCUCAUUUUUUUUAAUAAUAGGAAAAUAAUACCACUAUGUAUUAUAUAUUUUAAAAUUGAAAUAAAGUUUCUAGAUUUUAUUGAU
Messenger RNA from Argiope bruennichi, 2698 nucleotides. RefSeq lists its product as uncharacterized. Gene Ontology annotation, biological process: protein ubiquitination. NCBI's taxonomy places the organism in Eukaryota, Metazoa, Arthropoda, Arachnida, Araneae, Araneidae. The transcript is spliced from 6 exons. Gene Ontology annotation, molecular function: zinc ion binding; ubiquitin-protein transferase activity. Bases 379 to 2232 code for a protein of 617 amino acids. The record is from RefSeq and is a predicted model, not a curated record.